This is a messenger RNA of Pseudo-nitzschia multistriata, 3057 nucleotides long. The record is from the annotation of a GenBank genome assembly. NCBI's taxonomy places the organism in Eukaryota, Bacillariophyta, Bacillariophyceae, Bacillariales, Bacillariaceae.
UUGCACUGUGGGAAAUAGUAGAUCUGUUCUGGAAAAUCUGCAUUUUUCUCUACGAUGAAAGUUUUCAAGGAUCAAAAUAAUAUGUUCUGUCACACAGAGCCAAUAAUUCUCGACAAAAAACAAGCUAUGAUCUCUCCGCGAUUUUCUCUUGUCACGGGUGUUUGAAAAACACACCUCCCUCCAAACAAAAUUGUUUUCGGCUAUCUUCGAUCAUUUCGAUUCUUGAGAACAAGAGCAUCUGCACAAUAUUAUUCUUAAAGCACAUAUAGUUAUUUUACAGCUUAUGAUCGGUCAAGAGAAUACCUACAUAUUUGUCUCUCUUUCAAUCAUUGUUGCUAUCAUUAUACCUCGCUCAUCACUCAACAUUGAUUUUGCUACAAUGACUAUGUUUAAACUAAAGAAAUGCUUCGGCAAACGCAAACAUCAAACUAUUUGCGAGGUGGCCGUCGUUCCCUCGUCCCCCGAACCUCAUAGYGCUGACGAUUCCCGCGAAGCUUCCAACGAGAUCGCCGAUACUUCCGAGCAGGAAUGCGAUGAUGAUCAGUGUGAUCAGGCCAUUCACCUGUCUCAUUCGACCACUUCAAGCACUGAUGCAUCCACAAUAGACACUCUUSMCGACGAAGAGAAUGAUGCCCGAACGCCAGAUUGCGAAAGAAAACCCGCGGCACUCUCCGCCAACUCCUCCCCGUUGUUGAUGAUAGGUUUAGACUCAAUGGUAAAUGUUGUGAGCUACUUAGACCCCAGAGAAACCCUCAAUCUGUUGACGAUGCCACUCUGCAAGCAAUGGCGCCUGUCAUAUACCUGUGACCAAGAAUUAUGGAGAACUAUUUGCUUAACGGAGCCAUUUUCAGCGGAUAUUCCCAGCUACAGCGCCUCCAACAGCAGCGACGGUUCCACCCCUCGCAUUAUCAGUUGUUACGAUGACAUUGACAACGAUUCGUCCAGUCCUCUAGAGAACAACAUGGACAACGUUUUUGGGGAGUUUCGUUUGAUCUUCACUAGUUUCGUUCGGUGCAUGAACUACCUAGAUCGAGUUCAAAACAUUAACGGUGGUGGUGGACGCAAGCUUUGGUCGGAGAGAAGUCACAACCGUGGAAGCAGUCACAGCUUUCCAACCUUCGGUGUUACCGAUUCGCUGAAAAAGUUUUUGAUCAAAAGGAAAGAACAUAACCAGUUGAGGUCGGUAAUUGGCAAUGGCAAGGGUGCUAUGUCUUCGAUACCCAUUGGUAUCUCAUCCGAUGGUCAGGAAAUCCAAGUAAGUGAUGCGCAUUCCCCAUUCAAUGAUUGUGAUUACGGAUGCCCGGAGUCCUCGCUAUGUCACUGUGUGAUUUUGCUGCGAAAUAUACGUGAGCUCUUUAGUUCGUGUUUCGGUAUUUCUCACUAUUUUCUUUGCACCGAUAGCCCUCUUCAAAGACGGAAACAAAAGUAAAGGACUUGGAGAAACCAAAGUAUGGGAAUUCAAUGAUCACAAGUCGACUGUUUUCUUCCCAUUUAAAUCUACCAAAAUCAUUUGCAAUAUACUCGAUUGUGAAUUGGAUGGUGGCACAUCCAAACGUAAAAGGGAUCCAGAUCAUGUGCAUUCAGGCCCUUCCUUCUCUUUUGGAAGACGAACAGCAACGCGUCACCGGCCAACGUGUGGGAUUGGUAGAAGUGAUACUGAGCGCAAUGAUGCGCUUUCCCGAGUGCGUGGAACUCCAUAUCGCGGUCUUUCACUCCAUUGUUUUGUUGGCGCGUCCACUCGGCGGACGGGAAGGAAUGCUCUUUGAUAAUUCCAUGGCCGACAGCACCCAAAGCAUUGGACUCACGUCUCGAAUUGAAUUGGCGGAUUCUGUUUCCUUGGCAUCGCGAUGUGGUGGACUUCCCUCCCUCGAAAGAAAAAAUCGUGGCAGCAAUACAUCAAGAAGUACCGGUCUCGCCAAUCACAGGUGUAUCAAUGUAACCGGAACUACCGGGGUUUCGCUACUAGUAGACUCCAUGCAAAGAUUUUCAUCCUGCGAGAAACUCCAAUCUAUGGCAUGUUGGGCGCUGGUAAAUGUCGCACUCGUUCCUGCACAAAAGAACAUGUUUAUGAGAAUCGGUGGCAUAGAAGCUAUUCUGAACGCUAUGGAGAUGCAUGAAAAAGUAUUUGAUGUGCAGUUCCGGGCAUUGUUUGCUCUCAUCAACCUGGUGGUUCCCUCCCGGCCCUCCGAUUUUGCGAUCGAUCGAAGCAUGAACGGCAUGGAAGCAACCCGCCUCGAGAAGGCCGUCCUGACCGAGUUUGGGCCAAAGAUCGCCCAGCUGUCGGUCACGGCCAUGAAAAACUUUUGCUCCAGCGAGACGAUUCUCAACCGCGGCUGCUUGGUUGUGCACAAUCUUUCACAAUCGCCCGCAUUUAUGUCAACGCUUCUGGAAACCCCCCACUGCUUUCAAAUCCUGGAGUGGUGUGUGACGAACCACUCUACCGACAGUGUCCUGAGACGAAGCGUUUCAAGUACAAUCGCAAGAAUGCAGAACUACCUCGACGAGCACCCAGAACAACAAGAGCGGUUCGCGGUGUCACUGGAACAGCAAAACCACGAAGUCCUGGAUCUGCUUUGGUAAAGACCGAUGGACAAAGAUAGCAACAGAGUCGAUGAUUCAUGUGUGAUACAACGAGACAAGCCAAUCCUCACCAGAAAGAGAGCACGAAGGAACAUGGUGUUGAAAAGCACGAUCGCUCCGCACAGAACUAUGUUCCCCAGAAUGCGACGCAUGGACGGCGUCGUUCAUGCACGCAAGACACUCGACUGGUUGGCAGCCAGAGACUACGAAGAACCCAAACGAAAUAGCUGGUCAAUCUCCCCGAAAAGGUCGAAAUCCCCUACAAGAAGCGAUGUGCAUUAAAUCAUACCGAAUCCAAGAACCCCUGCAAGCAAAAAAUGAUUUCGACGAUGCGCGUUGCCGAGAUGGUUUUCGAUGAUAUACGCAUAAAAAAAAAACAUCCAUCUUGAUCGUCCUCUCCCAAAAAAUAGCGAAUCCCUCUCUCAAUUUGUACAAACACGAGGGAAGCAAAGAAUCCUAUAAAAAUAAACUUCAAAU